AACCCCCAACCCAACCCCAUCUCUCUCUCUCUCUCUCUCUCUCUCUCGCUUCUGCUGCUGUGUUUUUCUCACCGACGACCGACCGACCGAGCAACCGAGGUUAGAGUUUGAGGAAGGGAGAGGAGGAGGGAGGAGGUGGAGGAUCGAGAUGGGGAGGGGGAGGGUGCAGCUGAAGCGGAUCGAGAACAAGAUCAAUCGGCAAGUGACCUUCUCCAAGCGCCGGUCUGGUCUGCUCAAGAAGGCCCACGAGAUCUCCGUCCUCUGCGACGCCGAGGUCGCCCUCAUCAUCUUCUCGACCAAGGGCAAGCUCUAUGAGUACUCCACCGAUUCCAGUAUGGAAAAGAUUCUCGGACGUUACGAGCAGUACUCUUAUGCAGAAAAGGCAAUUGCCUCAUCUGAUCUUGAAUCACAGGGCAACUGGUGUCACGAAUAUGGCAAACUUAAGGCUAAGGUUGAGGCUUUAAGUAAAAGUCAAAGGCACCUAAUGGGAGAACAAUUAGACUCCUUGAAUGUUAAAGAACUCCAACAACUGGAGAAUCAGCUGGAAACUUCUCUGAGGCACAUUAGAUCAAGAAAGAGCCAAGUAAUGUUUGAUUCCAUUGCUGAGCUUCAAACCAAGGAGAAGGCACUGCGGGAGCAAAACAAGAAUUUGGAGAAACAGAUUACGGAGAAGCAGAAGGCCAAGGUUCUCAUCCAGCAAGCACAAUGGGAACACCCUCAAACAAUCUCCUCGCCACCGCCUGCCUUCUUAAUGGCCGAGCCUCAUUCUACCCUAAACAUCAGAUCUUACCAAGGAAGGGCGACGAUGGAGGGGGAGGAAGCUGCAGAGCCGCAGGUCCGAAUCGGUAACAGCUUGUUGCCGCCAUGGAUGCUCACCCACUUGAACGGCCCCUGAGAAUAGUGCCAUUAUAUACAUAUAUUUAUAUGAUGACGAUUCGAGACGACCGUGUCCCAUCUGCGCUAGUCUCCGGGUAUGUCCGUCCAAUUUACUUUUGUUUGGGCGUCCAACUGUAUCUUCAAUAAGUAAAUGGGAUUAGAGAAAACCUAAUACUAUAUUAACCAUGUACCGGUCCUUUUACCUCCCUAUUUCUCUGUUUUUUGGAUUGAAGGAAAGACUGCAUAUAAAAAUAAAUAAAAUAUUAUUGCUAA
Molecule: messenger RNA, 1149 nt
Organism: Musa acuminata subsp. malaccensis (wild Malaysian banana)
Lineage: Eukaryota; Viridiplantae; Streptophyta; Magnoliopsida; Zingiberales; Musaceae
Product: truncated transcription factor CAULIFLOWER A
Biological process (GO): positive regulation of transcription by RNA polymerase II
Cellular component (GO): nucleus
Molecular function (GO): RNA polymerase II cis-regulatory region sequence-specific DNA binding; protein dimerization activity; DNA-binding transcription factor activity, RNA polymerase II-specific
Source: RefSeq, a predicted model, not a curated record